GAGCAAGAGGAAGAUGGCCGUGCCCUGUUUUUCGGUGUAAGGCAGCGACGGCGGCUGCGACGGCGAGACUGAGAUCCUGGUGUCGUGGGCACCUGAGUUCUAGCUUCCCCCAGCGAGCGCGCGUCCCUUCGUGCCUAGGCGAGAGCCGGCUCUUCCCCGGGAGAUGCGUUUGUCCCAGGCUCGGGGGCUCAGUGGGAGUUCAUGCUGCGCUGGAGGCUCUUGGCCACCGCUCUAAUCGCCUUGUGCCGCCGCAGCGCCAGCUCCGUCGCCAGCGGUGAGCCUCCCGAUUCCCCCCCUUGCCCCUGGCGGCGGCGAUGACCGGGGAGAAGAUCCGCUCACUGCGGAGGGACCACAAGCCCAGCAAAGAAGAAGGGGACCUGCUGGAGCCCGGGGAUGAGGAAGCGGCGGCUGCCCUCGGCGGUACCUUUACCAGAAGCAGGAUUGGCAAGGGCGGCAAAGCUUGUCAUAAGAUCUUCAGUAACCAUCACCACCGGCUACAGCUGAAGGCAGCUCCGGCCUCCUCCAAUCCCCCCGGCGCCCCGGCUCUGCCGCUGCACAAUUCCUCCGUGACUGCCAACUCCCAGUCCCCGGCCCUUCUGGCCGGCACCAACCCCGUUGCUGUCGUCGCGGAUGGAGGCAGUUGCCCCGCACACUACCCGGUGCACGAGUGCGUCUUCAAGGGGGAUGUGAGGAGACUCUCCUCUCUCAUCCGCACGCACAAUAUCGGGCAGAAAGAUAAUCACGGAAAUACUCCUUUACACCUUGCUGUGAUGUUAGGAAAUAAAGAAUGUGCCCAUUUACUUUUGGCUCACAAUGCUCCAGUCAAGGUGAAAAAUGCUCAGGGAUGGAGCCCUCUGGCGGAAGCCAUCAGCUAUGGAGAUAGGCAGAUGAUUACAGCUCUUUUGAGGAAGCUUAAGCAGCAAUCCAGGGAAAGUGUUGAAGAAAAACGACCUCGAUUAUUAAAAGCCCUGAAAGAGCUAGGUGACUUUUAUCUAGAACUUCACUGGGAUUUUCAAAGCUGGGUGCCUUUACUUUCCCGAAUUCUGCCUUCCGAUGCAUGUAAAAUAUACAAACAAGGUAUCAAUAUCAGGCUUGACACAACUCUCAUAGACUUUACUGACAUGAAGUGCCAACGAGGGGAUCUAAGCUUCAUUUUCAAUGGGGAUGCGGCGCCCUCUGAAUCUUUUGUAGUAUUAGACAAUGAACAAAAAGUUUAUCAGCGAAUACAUCAUGAGGAAUCAGAGAUGGAAACAGAAGAAGAGGUGGAUAUUUUAAUGAGCAGUGAUAUUUACUCUGCAACUUUAUCAACAAAAUCAAUUUCUUUCACGCGUGCCCAGACAGGAUGGCUUUUUCGGGAAGAUAAAACAGAAAGAGUAGGAAACUUUUUGGCAGACUUUUACCUGGUGAAUGGACUUGUUUUAGAAUCAAGGAAAAGAAGAGAACAUCUCAGUGAAGAGGAUAUUCUUCGAAAUAAGGCCAUCAUGGAGAGUUUGAGUAAAGGUGGAAACAUAAUGGAACAGAAUUUUGAGCCGAUUCGAAGACAGUCUCUUACACCUCCUCCUCAGAACACUAUUACAUGGGAAGAAUAUAUAUCUGCUGAAAAUGGAAAAGCUCCUCAUCUGGGUAGAGAAUUGGUGUGCAAAGAGAGUAAGAAAACGUUUAAAGCUACGAUAGCCAUGAGCCAGGAAUUUCCCUUAGGGAUAGAGUUAUUAUUGAAUGUUUUAGAAGUAGUAGCUCCCUUCAAGCACUUUAACAAGCUUAGAGAAUUUGUUCAGAUGAAGCUUCCUCCAGGCUUUCCUGUAAAAUUAGAUAUACCUGUGUUUCCCACAAUCACAGCCACUGUGACUUUUCAGGAGUUUCGAUACGAUGAAUUUGAUGGCUCCAUCUUUACUAUACCUGAUGACUACAAGGAAGACCCAAGCCGUUUUCCUGAUCUUUAACUGACGUGGAAAAGGAUGCCGUCUAACCAAGGAAAGAAAAUACAGAGACCCUAGAAGUGGAUCCAAAUAGAAGGGACAAAUGCUUUCAGUGAAGAAAAGGGAAUUACACAUUGAAUCGACACAUCAGUAAUACGAUACAGUGAAAUGGGCCUCUAAUAAGAAUUUCAGCGAGUUUUCUGAUGUGCCAUUUUUUGUCUUUUUAAAAAUAUACAUAUUAUAAAUGUAAUAGUUUGACACAUUAAUGACCCUAAGACCUGCGUAUGUGAAGCAGCUAUGAGUGCUGUGAUUUGUUUUUAAAAAUUUUUACACUUCUUGUUGAAAUAUAUAUGCAUAUAAAUAUAUCUAUAUCUAUAUCUAUAUCUAAAACACUCCUGGACCAUUAACGUAAAUUAAAUGUCUUAAGAGAUAUGGAGCCCUUUUAAACUUGUCAUCUUUAUGCAAGGUGACAUUUAUAAAUAUUCCUUCGAGCUUUGUUUUCAUAAAAUGUAAACUAUGUAACAUUAUGUAUAGUUCAGUAAUUUGAAUGUUUGUUCAAUAUAAUGAACUAGAAGGAAUGCAAUUUUCUGUAGAUGAAUGAACCAAAUGGUAACCAUUAAACAAUUGCAUUUAUAUGUUGCAAUACAUUUCAGAAGGAGCGUUCACUCUGCAGGGAAUAAGGUACCUCCUUUAGCACCUUAGUGCAAUUCAUUGUGGUGCUAUUUGUUUUUACCUGAAUGUUUGUUACUAAUCUUCCUUUCAUAGAACCUCUAUUUUUUUUUUUUCUAAACUUGAGUUUGAGUCCUUGUUAUGGUCAUCAUAAGGUAAUGGUUAGCAUGUUUAAAGAUAUUCCUCUUCCAAAUCUCAGCACUUUAAAAAAAAAUCCAAAUUUUUAAACUUGCUUCCUAAUAAGUACACAUCGGUCUGAUUAUUUUGUUUGUUUUUAGUAGAAUAUGGAUGCAUUGGUGUCAGUUUUAAAAAACAAUACACAUAUUUUGGACAACCCUACAUAUUUAAUCCUUUCAAAAUAAGAUAAAAACAUUUUAUAUGCUAACAGAAUAUAUUUGUUACAAGUUAAAGUCCAGAAGUAUACACAAGAUUGAUUACUCCUAUUAUUUUUUUUAAAUCACAGGAAAAUAUUGAUUUCAUUGUCUCCAAAGUGAUAAAAUCAUGUAUUACUCAUUUUUGCACUUAAAAUUUUUCUUAUUUAUUCCAAGGUGGUUUGAAGGUCCAAGUAUGAAAAUAAAUUAGGGGGAUUAAUGUAUAACAGUUAUAAAGUAUCAUGUUGUAUUAAAGAGCUUACUUAGAUUGAUGUUUUUAAAAUGUAUCCUGAUGAAUGUCUCAAGAAUGCAUCUGUCAAGUUUUUUAGACUGACCAGUAGCUUAAACUUUUUUCAGGAUUUUAGGUAAUUUGAAAGGAGUUUAGAGACCCUUAUUGAAAAUAUGAUUUAAAAAUCCAAAGCAUAAACCGUAAGAAAAAUUUUAAAUAAACAUCUUUAAAGCUGCAUCUUCCAUACUGAUACAUGCAUUGCGUAUGUUGACAUUAAAUACAUUUUAUAAUGAAGAAAAAUAAUCAUAGUAAAAAAUUGAAAGACCUAAUUACUACGUUACAUGGACCUAUUGAAUUUUGGGGGAACGUGUUAGUAAACCCAGACUAGCUUUGUUGAAUAGAAGUUGAUCGCUGUUAUUUAGGAAAUGGGUAGAUCAAAUGACUUAGAGACUGAAUUAUCCUAUCAGUGGUUACAUGGGGUUGGAGACACUGAAAGGCAGUGAUCACUGUUGCUUCUAGGCUCCCUUACUUUGUAGGAAUAUGGUAUACUUUCAGGAAUAUGCUAUAUAUGUUUUCAUAAGUACAGACACCUUAGGGAAGAAAAAAAGUGGGUAAUUGAAGCUUAUGGUUGAUUAAUUUCCUAACAGCACAGCUAUGAAUAUUUUGCUGGGGUACACUGGAGGUAGGAAGACUACUGGAAAUUUUUGCACUUGAAUUUUGUUUUUAAAGCUUUUUUCUUUAAAGAAUGGUAGAAACAGAUUAUCCAUUCCAAAAUGUCUUUUCUCUGAUCACAAAGAGCAAACAAAUGUCAAUAUCUCUUAUGAUGGUGAAAAAAAGGAAUUAAUCGAUGCAAAUAAACUUUUCACAGUAUUACUUUUAAUGAAGAUUUUUCGAAAUGUGCCUUUUAAUCCAGUUAAUGAAUGAAGCUAUAUGCAGUGUUUCAAAUGAAUAAGUCAAAACACCAUAUGUUUUCAUAAUACCACAUGAAAAAUCAAGAUUUUGCAAUGUAGGUACACAAAAUUCUAUAUGUUCUUCUCCAUUUGUGAUUUUGAAACUGUUUAAAUUGGUAGGGGGACAAUCGUAUAGUCAUCUUCAAUAGCCAUUUAGAAAUGGUUAAUAUUCUUGCCCACUGGUAUGGUAUCCAGAGAAGAUAUGGUUUCCAUCUUUGAGAAAAUAAUUCUCUGAUGAGACAAUUUGCCCUCUGUAGAUAUUCACAUACAGAGAAUUGCCAAACUUCAUAAAAGGGUAGUAUGAAGUAGAUGCCCUGAUUUUUGUGAGUAUAAGAAGUACAGAUGAUGGUUUGGAAACUGUCACAUCUGUCUGCUGAUACAUGUUAGUAGAUGAAAAACUGUUUCCUUCUGCUCAGAACUGGAAUUAAGCCCCACUCAUGCUAAUAAAAAUGGGUUUUUAUAGUAGUAUUCACAUACAGUUUAUUAUUCACACACUGGGGGAGGGUGAUGAAUAAUGAUUAUUUAAUGAGCCCUCUUCCUAGUUUUCCCUAAGUCUGCAGAAGACAAAGAUCCUGUUUCCAGGCCAUGAAAGGACUGAAGUAAAUAUUGUAAAUAAGUACAGCUGACCCUUGAACAACAUGGAGGUUAGGGGUUCAGUUGAAAAUCUGCAUGUAAGUGGACCUGUGCAGUCCAAACCUGUGUUUAACUGCUGAAUUAAAGGUGCUUCCUUCUGCUCAUUGAUAUUACCCAUAUUUACAAACAUGCUAGAGAAAAGCAACUGGUGUAAAACUUGCCCCCACUAGAGAAAUGGACAGGAGGUAUUAAGUCACUUGUAAAGAUAGAUAGCAGAACUAAGCUUGGUAAAAGCCCAUGAUUGUUUGUAUACUAUAAAUUAGCCAAAACUACUCUUGCAAAGCAUUUUAUGUCAGAAAUCUGGGGCAAUAGUAACUAACUCUGGUUGCCACCUAAAAAUUUCAUAACAUGUUAAGAAUCACAUUUUUUACAUCAUGCAAACCAUCCUUACAGAGUGAGCUUACCUUGUGAUGAGCUUUUUAAUUGUUACAGUUCAUUUUAGAAGAGUAAUACUUUCAGUCAUAAUGGUACCUAUGGUACAUAGAAUUACAAUUUUGCUUUUUCCACACACUGAAAAAUAUUGAAGCAAAAUCUUAAGAACUUCUAAGAAAGGUGCUUGUUAAUCAUUCUUGGUUUUCAUCAUGUUUUGCGGUGAAAAUGACUUUAAUUAGAGUAGAAAUAUUGUCUAACAUAAAACCAAAAAGAUAAAACCCACCACUUAUUUACCUGUACCUCCCAUACAUAGAGUUCUUGAUGACUAAAGAAGGAUGACAGUAAUUGGGAUGUUCUAAAUACAGUUGUGUGUCACUUAAUGAUGGGUACAUGUUCUGUGGAAUGCAUCAGGUGAUUUUGUCAUUGUGAGAACCAUAUUGGGUGUACUUACACAAACCUAGGUGGUAUAGCAUACCACUCACCUAGACUAUACAAUAAAGCCUAUUGCUCCGAGACCA
Molecule: messenger RNA, 5658 nt
Organism: Homo sapiens (human)
Lineage: Eukaryota; Metazoa; Chordata; Mammalia; Primates; Hominidae
Gene: ANKRD13C
Product: ankyrin repeat domain 13C
Exons: 13
Coding region: 315-1940 (541 amino acids)
Cellular component (GO): endoplasmic reticulum membrane
Source: RefSeq, marked validated